GACAUUAUUAUGAUUAUCUUCAAAUUCUUCCUCCCAUGGAGGAAGGGAAGGCAGAGCCAUUGGAGUUCUAAGGAGGAUCGUUAGCUCGUUGGUGACAAUCUUGAUCUGACAGAUGGCUUUAGAUUCUCGUCUUAAGGCAAAUUACAAACAUUGAAUAACAAUCUGUCUUUUACCAAGAUGGCAGAAAACGAUACUGUUCAGUUACAGAGAGCAAUAUUCGCCCAGUACAUUAUGAUGAAAAGGUUAUUUAUGGAGUUAGAAGUGGAAAGAGAAGCUUCAGCAACUGCUGCAAGUGCGGCCAUGUCAAUGAUCCGAAAGCUUCAAAAAGAGAAGGAUGCAGAAAGAAUGGAAGCAUGGCAAUACAAGAGAAUAGCUGAGGAAAAGAUUAACCACACUAACAGAGCACUGGAUAUUCUGAAGGAGGUCGUGGAGCUGAAACAAUUGGAGAUCUCGUAUCUGAGGUACCAAUUGCAGGUGUGUAAACAGAAGCUACUGGAUGCUGGCAUUGACGAUUGUGACGUUGCAGAUGAGACAAUAGAUAGUGAUAAAUCUCUGUUUGGAAGAAAUAACAUGGAGAAUCUUUGUCAUAAAAUCAAAAGAAAUUCCUCUCUGCCAACGUUGCAGUUGAAUAAACAGUGUACAGAUAUGGACAUCAAGAAGAAUGGUGGAGUACCAUCCGCAAGGAGCAGGCUGACUGAUGACGGUUGUGAGCAGAUUUCAAUAGAUGUUAUGGCUCUCGAGCCCAAGGAAAGCUUCGCAACAGAUUUGAACUUUAGAGGAAAGCAUGGUGAAGAAGCACAUUCUCCAAGAAGUGGAAGUGAAUCUCAGACUUUGGAUGACCCUCCGUGUUGUUCCUCAUUCUCAGUGGUGAGUCAUCAGGCAGAUAUAUGCAGUGAUGGAGCAGUUCAGACCAGGGAAGACAAAGAAUGUACAGUAAACCAUGAUCAACUCAAGGAUUCUUGUGUACAUGAGUCUGAGACUUCGGAUGAGCCUCCGUGCUCUUCCUCGUUGUCAGUGGUGAGUCACCAGGCAGAUAUAUGCAGUGAUGGAGAAGUUCCGACCAGGGAACAUAAUGAAUGUGCGGUAAACCAUGAUCACCUCAAGGAUUCUUGUGUACAUGACUCUGAGACGUUGGAUGAGCCUCCGUGCUCUUCCUCGUUCUCAGUGGAGAGUCACCAGGCAGAUAUAUGCAGUGAUGCAGCAGUUCAGACCAGGGAAGAUAAUGAUUGUACAGUAAACCAUGAUCAACUGAAGGAUUCUUGUGUACAUGAUGACUCUGAGACGUUGGAUGAGCCUCCGUGCUCUUCCUCGUUCUCAGUGGUGAGCCAUCAGGCAGAUAUAUGCAGUGAUGGAGAAGUUCCGACCAGGGAAGAUAAUGAAUGUGCGGUAAACCAUGAUCACCUCAAGGAUUCUUGUGUACGUGACUCUCAGACUUUGGAUGAGCCUCCGUGUUCUUCCUCGUUCUCAGCGGGGGCAGAUAUAUGCAGUGAUGGAGCAGUUCAGGCCAGGGGAGAUAUGGAAUGCACAGUAGUAAAUCAUGUCAGGCUGAAGGAUUCUUGUGCUGGUACUGAAAUUGGCGAACUGGUAGCUCAUCCAUUAAGCGAAGUCGACCCACUCCAAACUCCAAAGAGAAGCAACAAAGCAACUGAUUCCUCGUGUACUGGGAGUGAAAUAACAACAGUAGAGGAACCUCAACUGUCUCCCAGGGGUGUCACCAAAGCGCGAGGCCCCCGCAACCUGUCUAGGUUCGCUGAAACAAGAAAGGUUGGGUCGAUGAAUAAUGUGGAUAGGCAUGUGCGCCGGAGCUCCGGGACUUACUCGCCACGAGCAGCCGGUGUUGAGCGGACCAUGUCGAAGCUGAAGCGCGUGCAAAGCGAGAAGAUGGUCGAGCUAGGCGACCCUAGGACUGGCAGAGAACAGAUCAUCAUGCUGAAGGAGGUCUACGAGCAGCUCCGUAUGAUAGAGUCACAUAUGAGACCUUCUGGUUCCCAGGAAAGCCCCCGAAGUGCCACGUCGUUAGAUUCCGUUAUGGAGGCAGCUCUGUCCUUCUCCCUAUAGUCGGGUCAGGCAAGCAUGUCUUGAGGCUAUGUACCACAAUUCAAGCGGUUGGAAAUUAGACGCCCAAGGUUGUGUGUUUGGUUGCCGGCCGAGAUUAGCCACACCAAACUGUGGCGGCCCCUGAAGCUUAGCGAUGGCGCGCUGUGGCGGGCAACCACCAAAUGUUCAGCACAUUUUUAGGACAUCAGUGCAAAAAAAAAAGAAUGACAGGCAUUUGAUGUGUGCUCAGUACAGCGAAAUACUGGGAGUUUUUUUAUGUGUGCUCAGUACGCUGUAAUCUGAUCCUGUGCAAAACAUGCAUAUAUUGUAUGCUAUGUAGUUCACUGUGGUCUGCGCAGUUGUAGAAGUUAUGUACUAUGUAUGUGUUCAUGAAGCCAAGUAGUCCAGCAGAGACAGGAGACCGGUAUCUCAUGAUCGUGGCUGUAGACAAGUGCUUCUUGACAACCAGUUAGAUCUCUCUCUUGACAAAUCAGAGCACCUGGAGGCAUUAAAAAAAGCCACACAAGAGGACACCCAACAAUGUCAGCACGACAGCAUUCUAUGCGGAUUCGAGGAAUACUGGAAUCGAAUUGGUUUGAUCCACAAGUUUUUUUUUAUUUCCAGCAGGUUUUGUCACUGCCUCUUAACCUCCGAAUCCCUACGCGUGGCGUCGUAGCCACUUACGCAAUGUAGCCUCUGCCCCUAGGCUGUCUGGAAAGCAUCAUCGGUGCAAUCCAAAAGCCCAAUGUAGUCACCAAGCUGGAACGACUCUAUGAGCAAUGCAAAUGCUUGUCUUCGUUC
Molecule: messenger RNA, 2838 nt
Organism: Zea mays
Lineage: Eukaryota; Viridiplantae; Streptophyta; Magnoliopsida; Poales; Poaceae
Exons: 3
Coding region: 178-2058 (626 amino acids)
Source: RefSeq, a predicted model, not a curated record